GAGUGGUUCGGGCGCAUUUAGGCCAGCUAUAAACCGAUACCAGAACGUUUUGCCGCUCAGUCAUCUUUCCAACAGCCGAAGUGAACUGAUCUCUCCUGGCCACAAGCCCAGAAGACAUCAGCGAUAUUGAUAGUGCUUUUUAGUGCCCAGUGAAACCUAGUGUGUGCCGUCUGUUGACGAGCUAAAGUAUUCUGUCCGGAAUCUGCGGGACUCGAUUUUGGAUUACAAAAGUGCAUUUUGGUGUAAUUUUUAAGGAUGUCCGUGUUGCGAACACUAGCGCUACUGGCCAUCGGCGCUACCCUGGUACUGGCACAACGACGGCUUGCUCUACCCGAUCCUAGGAGUUGUGCCAAUCGCGUGCGACACGCGACCUACCGAGAUGCCCGGGGCGUAGCACAUUCCUACUUCUUCAGCUGGGAACACAACCCGACCCGUAACCUAGAGGUGGAUUGGCUCGACGCACGUAAUAUCUGCCGCCGGCACUGCAUGGACGCCGUCUCGAUGGAGACUCCGCAGGAGAACGAGUUCAUCAAACAGCGUAUUGCUCGUGGAAACGUACGCUACAUCUGGACCUCGGGCCGCAAGUGCAACUUUGCUGGUUGCGACCGCCCCGAUCUCCAGCCACCGAACGAGAACGGAUGGUUCUGGUCUGGCUCGGGUGUCAAGAUCGGACCGACCACCCAGCGCAACACCGGAGACUGGAGCUACACCGGAGGAUACGGUCAGCAACAGCCGGAUAACCGUGAGGCUGCUCAGGGUAACGACGAAUCCUGCCUGUCGAUCUUGAACAAUUUCUACAACGAUGGUCUGAAGUGGCACGACGUCGCAUGCCACCAUCUGAAGCCAUUCGUGUGUGAAGAUUCCGACGAGCUGUUGAACUUCGUCCGCUCCCGCAACCCUGGAGUGCGUCUGUAAAGAAAAAUCGUUUUAAAAAGGAACACGUUGUAUCCGGUCUCUAAUUAAGCGUUAGUCCAAAAUAUUUAAAAAUCACUCACCCAAAAAAAAAUCAAACAAAUCAAGUCCCCAGCUAAGAUGUCGCCAAGCACGAAGCUGCCACCAAUUAGCGCGUUCCGUAUUGAUAAAAGAAUAGUAGAAAUUUCUCUUCAGUUGUUGGUUCAAUCGAAAGUGAAUAUACGGCUUAAAAAUCAAAUUCUGUUUCUUAUAACCGAAAGAUGAAACGCGAAAUCCGCUUGAUGGCAGCUUCAGAUUUGGCAGCAUAAAUCCUAAACGUAAAGAAGUAAUCGUUAAAAAAACAAAAGAAAAAAGCGAGAGGAGCAACAAAUCCUACGUUAAUAAUCGCGUUUUUACUAUUUAUUGUAUUGUAAUUAUGAUUUUAAUGUAAAAAAUUGAACUCAACAAUUGUUCGAAUUUUCUCUGUACAAAAAGUUAAAAGAGAAGGAAUAAAUAAAGUCGUUAAGUGUGCUAGAUUAGAAACUGUGACAGCUAUUGUUCAUCUACAAAACAAAUGAAAUCGGGAAAUACAUUCAUAAACACAUUUGCUGUUCUAGUGUCAGUGAUUCGAUAUUUUGUACAUUUGUAAGUUUUUGUUUUCUGUGUUGGAAAAUAAAUAGUACCAAAUCGUAAAA
Messenger RNA from Topomyia yanbarensis, 1586 nucleotides. Its product is annotated as L-selectin. Lineage: Eukaryota; Metazoa; Arthropoda; Insecta; Diptera; Culicidae. The coding region runs from base 256 to 915 and encodes 219 amino acids. The record is from RefSeq and is a predicted model, not a curated record. The transcript is spliced from 4 exons.